AUGGACAGUACCGGUAUCCUCCAGGUCUCGCUCGGACAUACUAACAUGGCGUUUUCCUUUUCUGUCUUCACGAAUAUGUCAGGUUUGCACGACUCUUUCUUCGACUCACCACCGGAGACUGCAUUCUUCAUCUCAAACAUCACUGAGUGGCGAAAGGAGAUUCCAGCACCUGUUGUUUCCGUGCCGGACUUUCCUUUCUCUUCAGACUUCCAGGACAUGCACACUUCAGACUUGUUCGAAUUGAAAGAUACUGCGUCUGAGUGCAGCAUGGACAGCGCAUACCAGAGCCAGAGUGGCGCCAGCCGGCGCGGAGCCCAAAAGCCAGAGUUACACCGCCAGGGGAGCCGGAUGAGCAACCAGUUCGUUGGCAGCGAUAUCUACUCGCCGACCAUGAGCUCCGACAACUACAGCGCAUUCCCAGAGAACCUGGACAUGAGCCACAUGCAUCAGCCAGCCACAUCCGGAACAUGGAAUGCCACAGAGGGACCCCUCUCGUAUGCUAACUAUUCUACUGCUCAGGACUACACACAUUACUCGACAGCGAACAUGCCUCGCUUCGGGCCCGCUACCCUCAGCGACUCACCACAAUGGGCUACACCCGAGACCAACUUCCAGAACAACCCAUUCACAUUCACAUCGUGGCCUACGAACGACAACAUGUUCAACACCACCCCUCAACGAAACUGGCACAGCGCCUCUUUCGAUACUCCAGAACGUCCCGCUACCCUGCGCAACUCAUCAUCAUACUCUCUUCAAGAAGAGUCACGGCGAGCGUCAGCCCAAGAUGUCGGCUUCGGCGCAUUUGUUGGUACCCCUACCAGCACUACUAGCGUUCAUUUCCCCCAGCCAAUGAACAACACUAUCGAAGAUGCCAAGCCUGCAUCUGUAGCGCAGUCAGUUGAUGAUAACGAAGACACCCUUUCCCAGUCUGAGGCGGCCGAGACCAAGCUUGAAGAAGAGCGUACCAAGGUUGCACGCAGCCACCCACUCUACCAACAAACACCAGACAAGGAUGGAAAGUAUCACUGCCCCGAAGAGGGCAAGGCAGGAUGUACACACAAGCCCACAGCCUUGAAGUGCAACUACGACAAGUACGUGGACUCUCAUCUGAAGCCGUUCCGCUGCAACAAGAAGACGUGCGUUGGCGUGCAGUUCUCUUCUACUGCAUGCCUCCUCCGUCACGAGCGUGAGGCACAUGGCAUGCACGGUCACGGAGCCAGGCCACACCUGUGCCACUUCCGCGAUUGUGAGCGUGCCGUGCCGGGUCACGGGUUCCCUCGUCGCUACAACCUCUUUGACCACAUGAAGCGUGUCCACCAAUAUGACGGGCCCACCACAGAGCCUUCGCCGCCAGUCCAAGGACAAGCUCCUCGCAAGUCGGCGUCUCGCAAGCGCAAGGCGUCAGCCGAGGAGACUGGCGAGAAGCGCGUCAAAGUCGUCAAGCUUACUGCUGAGCAACAACGCCAGCAGCGCCGUGAGGCCCUCACCAAGGAGUUCUUGAGCAAGAAGCAACACAUCAUUGAUGUCUUGACUAAUCUCAGCACUCCCAGUGAUCUUGGGGACGACAUUCAGCUCACAAAGGAGGUUGUUGGUCUUCACGACAUCUGCACUCAGUACCGGGAUGUCUUCGGCGGCUGAAUGAAGCACACGUGUCUGGUAGACUUCGUCUGCUGAUACAGCCGCAAGCAGGUUUGUCAUCACACAGCCGGACCCCUACCCUUGUUUUUGCAAUACAUAUACACACAUCGCGUUUGAUUUUCUGCGUUCUCCGAACCCGGAUGGAUUCCCGCGUGCCAGCGGAUGAAGGACCAUGACUUGCCACAAGUCUCGGAUGGAUGCCUCUUGCCCUGGUUGGCCACAACUCCGGAAACAGACCCAGGAUACAGAGCCAAGGACAUGUCCCAGCCGUGGACUGGAUGCCGCAGGAUCGCUAGUCGACUCUUAGAGCGACAGCAACCCCGUUGAGGGGAGAUGGACUAAGGUCAUACUCAUUGCAAUAUGGUUGGCAUGAGUUGGUUGAUGUAUCAGAUUGAUCUAUUGUUAACGGAGGAGUGUAAUUAGUGAAGCUGUAUUUCUUUGGAUAUGGAGUUUUAUUUGGA
Alternaria alternata is the source of this 2099-nucleotide messenger RNA. RefSeq lists its product as hypothetical. NCBI's taxonomy places the organism in Eukaryota, Fungi, Ascomycota, Dothideomycetes, Pleosporales, Pleosporaceae. The transcript is spliced from 4 exons. The record is from RefSeq and is a predicted model, not a curated record. The coding region runs from base 1 to 1638 and encodes 545 amino acids.